CUUGCCACCAACAUAUUGGUCAUCGGAUUACUCACUAGGACAUCAAAAGAGCGAGGUUUGAAGUUGGCCGAAUGAGCGGCCCUUCAAGUCCCGCAGUAUGUUUUUCCCGUUUUUUCUGUAUUUAAUAUUACUUUUUGGAGAUAUUGAGCGAUGUUCUUCACAUUCAGUAGUUACUAUUCAGCAUGGGAUAUUUACAAAUAUUACCAUCAAUGGGUUGGUCUAUGUUGAAGUCCAAAAUAUUCCUCUCGGGAGCAGAUUUGUUGUGUAUCAGCUUCACAGCCCAUUCAACCCACUUUUAGUGUCACUGUCUCCAUCAUUCACAUAUGAUUCGUUGCAGUUUUCAGCCCACAGUGGUCUAGCUGGCUUUGUGGAGAACAAAACUACUUCGACUUUCUAUGUUUAUUCUUCGUAUAAUCUCCCGGUCAAAGCAUGGGUUAAAGCUGUUGCAUACGGACCAGAGUUUCCCGUACCAGGGGGUUGUGGAGGUGACACUCAGAGUGGGAUCAUAAAUACAGCUGUUACUACUGACAUAAUAACUAAAAAUAUAAAUUUUUCAGGAUUGACUUCAAAUCGUGUUGACUUACUGAGCUACUGGACAUCUUCCCUCCAAUUUUAUGCAGCUUCUGUGCCAAAAGAAUCUGGGGGUUUUGCAUGUCCUAAUCUAAACGUUUCGGAUGGACAUCCUGGUGACCUUAUUUAUCACGUAUUCAGUACACCUUUAAUAACUGCUGGAGGCGCGUAUGGGGCGUUUAUAGAUCCUAAUCCAGAUGAAGUUGCUGUGGUCAUAAAUGGAAUGACGGAUUUCGGACAUGCGUCAUUUGGGGGCACUUACAUACGUUCCUUCCGUCUCAGUGAGCUUCGUUUUGAUGAUCAAUUCAUGUCUAACGUACUUGUAUCACGCCGUCCAGCUACCGCAUAUAUUGUUACUGUUGUUGUGGAGUACUCAGUUUCUGGUGGCACCUGGAAAGUGCCCUACGUUCCUGUAGUUCUUUUCGGAUGUCGUGCUGAAAGUUUGUCACACUUUUAUCGUGUUGGAUACAACCAACCCGCUUUAAAUGCUAGUUCUCAUGUAGACUGUGGCAUUCUUCCUAAAGAUACACCAAUUAUUCUGUUCCCCAUUGCUGUUUUACUUCUUGCGAGCUGCCUGUACGCCACUUCCUGCAACAUAUGGAUAUGGCCCCGUUGUGCUGUCAGCAUGAUGAUAAUGGCUUCCGUUAUUGGAUUAAUAUUCUUCUACAGAUUCUCAGAUGAUUAUAGUAACACCCGCGUUAUUUUGAUCUCAAGUGCCUUACUGCCAGCUUUGCUUGCCCUAGUCAUAUUUGUAAUACUUUGGUGGCGUUGUAUUCGUCCUACUUUGCAUUAUCGCCGUGUGUUUGGGCGUGGUCCACUAGUAAAGGUGGGAAAUACCACAUCUGCUCUUGUUAACGAGCCUUGGAAUUCAGAUGUAUUGGAUUAUAAUCAUGCAAAUACCAGUGUUCCAUUUGAAUGUGCAUCACAAGCCGAAUAUACAUCAACGAAUACUGUUAAUAUAUUGCCUCUAUUGAAUGAAGAAGAGGCUAACAUUAGUAUGUUGCGAUCAGAUAAUAAUUCAGUAUCCCAGCAUUUAGUAAACCGUUAUAACAACUCAACCAAUCCUAAUGAGCUUACUAGUAAUGAUGAUAUCGACAGUGAUGAAAAUUACGUUCGGAUUUAUGGUAUUCGACUUUUUCGCAGGCCUAGAGAUUGUCUGAAAUGCGCAAACAGUUCAUCUGGCCCAUAUAAACUCUUCGACUUACGACCUCGUCGUCUUGCUCGCCUCCCGCCUAUUUUACCUGCAACAUUUAUCUUCAUCGGUUAUCUGUGUAUCUCUCUUGACCGUACUCUCAAAUUGGACAGGUCUGCGGUUUCAUUUUUCGCCUUUUCUAUCAUAAUGUCAGCAUUGGUGAUGGGUUUGCUGAGUAUAUUUAAAAACUUUGCAUUCGGUAUUUCAACUGCCUUUGUAGGCUUCUACACAACAUUAUGUUGUGCAAGCUUCUUUCUCAUUCCGAACAGCUUAUUACCUCACGUUGUAAUUGAAUACUUCUUAAGGCUCACUUGGUUCGAUGUAAGAUUGUCUACUCUACGUAUUGAAUUCUACGGUCUGUAUGAUGUCAUUCUUCUUGUUAUCUGGUUUGUUGGAAGUGUUUUCUUUGGUUUGUUGACAUUGUGUCUAGUACGUUUGCAAGAUGCCCGUGAGUUAGCUGAAGCCCAUCAUUACAGCACAGUGAAUACAGAACUACCAUAUGCCAGUGUACAUGGUUUAAAUCGUGUAAGUACUACUAGCGAUAGUACCUCUUUAUUGGGUGGUGUUGUUAGUGGCGGUGAUAUUAGACCAAGUUCAAGAUCUUUGCAUUAUGUACCUCGUAUAAUUCCUGUGCCGUGUCUAAGUCCAAAUUUGAAUUCAAGAAGUAAUAUGCACACUUCACAUUCAUCUCUAAGGCUGCAUGAAAAAGUAGAUGGGGAAAAUGCAAUAGAAGACUCUACGACUGGUAAUUACUGUCGUCCAUCCAAUUCAUCCACACCAAAAGUUUUAACAGAAAAUCAACCAUUAUUGCAAAAUCGAUUUUACAAUAAUUAUGGUGGUUUAAGAAGCAACAGUGCUGGACCUCCAGUUUUAUUACCUUUGAGUAGAGUUCAACUGGCUGCUGUUGCUGGUGCUGCUACUGCUUCGCAUUCUAUGUCAUUUAGUCCAUCAUCAGCUGCACGUAAUAAUACAAUAGGACCAACUCAAUCAAACACGAUAGAAGAUGAAAUAAAUCCUUUCCAUACUCCUCUCUAGAAUAAAAUUCACUAACUUCACAAUAUUUUAUUUAUUUUACUUAAUAUAUUUUAUACAUCAUUCUAUCCAUGUGUUUUUAAUAACUUUAUCUAUUCUAUUUAUAUAUUUGUUAUCAUUUAUCAAGAUUUGUCUUUCGCUUAUAAUAUUAACUUGAAUCGGAAGUCUGCAUUAAAAAGAACCUUACAUUACUCGGAUGCGAUUGAUUGCUGCAAAAUUCUGGUUGUGAGAGCAGUUACCCUAUUGAUUACUGA
Molecule: messenger RNA, 3048 nt
Organism: Trichobilharzia szidati
Lineage: Eukaryota; Metazoa; Platyhelminthes; Trematoda; Strigeidida; Schistosomatidae
Source: the annotation of a GenBank genome assembly